This is a messenger RNA of Metarhizium acridum CQMa 102, 987 nucleotides long. RefSeq lists its product as uncharacterized. The record is from RefSeq and is a predicted model, not a curated record. Lineage: Eukaryota; Fungi; Ascomycota; Sordariomycetes; Hypocreales; Clavicipitaceae. Gene Ontology annotation, molecular function: 2-oxoglutarate-dependent dioxygenase activity.
AUGAGUGCACAUUCUGAGCCGACAUCUCUCCCUGAAGCACCUCUCAGUGUCGUUGACUGGGGUCGACUCAAGUGCAAUGAUGCCAGUGAGAGAGACAAACUUGUCGCGGCGUGUGAGGGCCAAGGUUUCUUCUAUCUGGAUCUGAGCUGCGAUGAGACUUUUUUGAAGGAUUGGCAAGCCGUCCUUGACUUCAUGGCAAGAUACUUUCAUCAGGAUGUAGCAGAGAAAAUGAAGGAUGAUCGCAAGAGCGACACCCAUGGUUAUGAGCCCGUUGCAACCUCAACUGGCGCAGACGGAAAUCACCUCGACUACUACGAGUCCCUCAAGGCCUCCAGAAAUGAGUUACUGGGACAAGACAGCAACCUUGCGCCCUCAGUCAAAGAAAACCACGAGCUCUUUCUCCGCUUCACCGACGCCGCGCAGCAUGUAUGCAUGAGCAUCCUCCGCCAGCUGGACGUUUGUCUCAACAGCGACAAACCCUCCAAGCUGGUCGACUUUCAUCGAGAAGGCAAACGAUCCCUCACAACCCUUUCCAUGUUCCGCUACCCCAAGCAGGACACCCUCGCUCUCGGCGUCGGCCACAACAAGCACACCGACAUCGGCACCUUGACUUUCCUCCUCUGCCAGCAAUGGGGACUUCAGGUGCUGUCUAGAGAGCCCGCCGGAUGGAGAUUCGUCGCUCCCAAGCCACACCAUGCCAUCAUCAAUGUCGGUGAUACUUUGCGCUUCCUCUCUGGUAACCGCCUCCGGUCGGCAGUUCACAAGGUUAUUCCCACCCGUGGGCUGCAGCACGAAGACCGGUACAGCAUUGCCUACUUCUUACGAGCCGAGGACAACAUUCAGUUCACCGACAGCACUGGGCGCCACGUCUCGGCAAAGCAAUGGCACGAUGAAAAGUUUGAUGUGUUUAGGGAGACGCAUGAGGAGCAGGAGAAGAUGCCCAUUUUGACAGGCGGUAUGGAACGCAUGGAAAGCAUUGUAGUUUAG